UACCCGGAGCUCCUGAGAUCGACGUCUCCAGCUGUGUCGUCCGUGACAACACCAUCACAGUUGCCUGGCAACCGGCUGGUGAGGCUGAUGGUGACGGAAUCAGUGGAUCAAUCGAGCGCUAUGAACUCGAAUACCGAAAAACAAACCGAGACAUCUCGCUGAGAGUUUCAGGAGAGGCAUGCUGGGAAAAAAUCCAUGACAUCAGAGAGACGCACGUUACCAUCUCAGGUCUGAAGUUUGAUUCUUGCUUUGUCAUAGUUCGAGUUCGAGCGAAAAACAAAGCGGCCACUGGCGAGUUCUCUGAUCCGGUUACCAUGGAAACAAGAGCAUUUAAUUUUGGGUUCGAUGCGACGACAGCCCACGCCGAGCUGAAGGUUCAGGGUGACACUGUGACCUGGGAACCACAGGGGGUCAAAGGUCACGACCCCCGACUUCGAGGAAAAGAGAAUAAAAGCAGUCUCCGUCUGCUGCCACACACUCAGGUAGAAACAGUCAUUGCUGAGUUCUUCACGUCCUUCAUCCAACAUUUCCAGCUUCUUGCAGCCAAUCACAUCACUGCUGACAUCACAUCACUGCUGACAUCACAUCACUGCUGACAUCACGUCCUGCUGACAUCACAUC
Messenger RNA from Plectropomus leopardus (leopard coralgrouper), 621 nucleotides. Lineage: Eukaryota; Metazoa; Chordata; Actinopteri; Perciformes; Serranidae. The record is from RefSeq and is a predicted model, not a curated record.